Messenger RNA from Danaus chrysippus (African queen), 510 nucleotides. The record is from the annotation of a GenBank genome assembly. Lineage: Eukaryota; Metazoa; Arthropoda; Insecta; Lepidoptera; Nymphalidae.
AUGAUGAUCAUGGACGUCGGCAUGUACAACAACACGCACACGUACAGCGGGGACUGCUACCAGCAGCCGGCCUACAGCUACGACGGGUACGAGGGGUACUACGAGCCCGCCACCUACUACGACCAGCUGGGGCACGCGCCGGGACAUGACGCGCCGCCCGUCAUCAGCACGGACACGGGGCUGUGCUACACCAACCUGGACUAUGGAGAACAGGCGGCCAACUACCACCUGGCGACCGUCCCGCCCGCGACACACGACGAACACAAGAUAGACAAUCAUUACAUAGACACUAAGUAUAACAUGCAGUACAUGGAUGAAACGCAAUAUACACACGGCUCGCCUCUAGCGUGCGGGGAGUACGACGCCUACCACAAGGACUUCCCGGAGCUGAGGGAAGGAUUCCCACGGGAAGAAGUGCAGCACGUCCAGCCACACGCGACCCAUGCUACCGUACCGACUUACAAGUGGAUGCAGGUCAAGAGGAACAUCCCUAAACCCGCCGGUGAGUGA